Molecule: messenger RNA, 2112 nt
Organism: Oryzias latipes (Japanese medaka)
Lineage: Eukaryota; Metazoa; Chordata; Actinopteri; Beloniformes; Adrianichthyidae
Source: RefSeq, a predicted model, not a curated record
GGAUCCAUUACCACAUCAUCUUCAGACCCACCCAGAAGCAGCAGGGCUCUAUGGUCACCUCCUCUCCCUCAGCUGUGGGGGAGAGUUUCCACUUGUUACGUCGCAGUGUUGUCAGCAGGAAGUAAAAGGGGAGGCGACGGAGAAAGCAACAGAAAAAAGCAAGCAGAGAGAAAGAUCAUUCACUUUAUCCACGGCGGACAAAAUCCCAGGUGCAGUGUACCACAGACUGGACAAAUAACUGCCUCCUCUUCCCCCUGUAAGAUCAUGGCUGUGAUUAAUUUAAUGAGGGGUACAGGUUUUCUCUACUUGCUUCUACUGGGACUCCUUCUGCCUCCAUCCCUAGUAUCUGGACAGAACUCCACUGUGACACCCAUGACUUGGUCCCAAAGUACCUCUGCAACCCAACUCUCUUCCAGCUCCAGCACUGGAGCUACCGUCCAAUCAUCUUCUGUUACCACAUCAGCGACUUCACAAAACACAGCCAUGUCUGAAAGUUCCUCAAUGUACGCCAGCAGUUCUGCUUCUACUGCCACUGGAGGUAGCACAAACACAAAUGGGACUUCUGUGAAGAAUUCUUCAUCAGACAUGCUAUAUUGCCCCUCAUUCACCUGCUCUUACUCGGAAUGCUACGCAAAGUACUCCAGUGAGAACGCCACUUCAUGCUCUUCUGAGUACAACUGCCAGCUAUUGAGGACAGCAUACAUGCAGUACAAUGUCAGCUGCAGCUCUUCUUGUGCAAUGAGCUGUGUCAACAGCUCUGACACCAACUGCUCUGAGAAAUGCUGCAAUUCCACCGGAUGUCUCAAUGACACUUUUGCAUCCAUGAUGCCAGCAACCACAGCAAGCACUAAAACAACUACAAGAGCACCUCAACCCACCGCUGCGCCUACCAUGACAACAACGAACAAUGGAAACAAGUGUGAAAUGGGAACAUGUACAGGAGAAACCUGCUACUUAAGUUUUAAGAACAAAAACUUUGAAACAUGCCCCACAUCAAAGCCCAACUGUCAGUUGAAAAAGGAGACGGUGAAUUCUGCAGUACAGUGGACGGCGGGUUGUGCAAACUGCACCGGCUCCGCUGCCUGCACGGCUUCCACACAGCCUCCAUGUUAUCUGGAGUGCUGCAUUGCCUCCAAGACCUCCUGCCUUAUGCUAAAUGGCACUCUCAAUGUCCCCUCCUUUGCUAUAAGAGGCCCUCACACACAACUGAUCACUUACUUACUCUGCAUGACCUCCUCUGCUGCACUGUUUUUCAUUUUGUAGCUAACCUAGAUGGUUACAUAAUUCCACAUAAAAUGCAAAACAAAAAAAUUUGAAACUUUUUUCACCAAUAAUCACUUUAAAAUGCAUGUAACAAUACAACAAUAAUCAGCUAAAUUUGUCAUUUCUGUUUCCUCAAUGUCAAUAGUUCUGUGUAUUAAUGUUUUCUGGAUGUUAUUUUUUUAAUUCAAGAAAAAUAUUCAUUUGAUAAUUCGUCACAGCAAAAACAACAUGAUCCAUUCAGAUUUGGAUUACAAACAUUAUUUACCAUAACAAAUAAAUUAUAUAUUAAUCCUAUCUUUUAUUCAUGAAUUUAUGAUCCAAUAUAACUGUUUUAGCACUCUUCUUACCAAUUUUUUUUUAUAUGAUUUGAUUUGACUUUUAUUUUGAAAGACAACACCUCUUUAUAUUAUUCUUGAACAUCAAAACUAUGAAGACAUAAUGAGCAGGUAAGUCAGAGCACAGAGAGACCAUCCUGUCUGCAUCAUAACUGUUUUAGAAAUACAGUCUUUCUAUUCUGUUUCCAAAUUACUGUGAACAAACGCAGCUUUAAUUUAACUCGCACUUUAUGAGACACGAAUGUUGAACUGUCACAGGAAGUUGUGAACAUUUAAAAUUACAUUUCAUCAGUGGAAACUUUAUUCAGAAUAGUGCAAUUCAGUACGCUCAGCUACUCUUUGUCUUUUAAUUUUGUGGAUUGUUAAUUGAAUGUCUACACCAUGUAGUUUCCAAAGUGUAUUUCAUGGUAAAACACUACAGUGUAAAUGCUAGAAAUUGUGUUAUUCUACUCUAUUUUUGUGAAAUGUAAAAAAUGCAAAAUGUGUGCCUUAAAAUAAAGCUUUCGUAAUCUCU